Molecule: messenger RNA, 1139 nt
Organism: Mollisia scopiformis
Lineage: Eukaryota; Fungi; Ascomycota; Leotiomycetes; Helotiales; Mollisiaceae
Exons: 1
Coding region: 319-1023 (234 amino acids)
Source: RefSeq, a predicted model, not a curated record
ACUGUCUUGCACUUGACAGAUCUAGGUCUAUCCUCAUUGAAAUGAGUAUGCACUUCUUACAUUUUCUUCCUUCCCAUUUUGAUUAAAUACUAAUGAUCAGAUAGAUCACGAAGACUGGCCUGUCAUCACCUUGUCGCGAUUCAAAGCAUAUCCAUACCAGCAUCAACAAGCACAGAGUUUCGACCUCUGUAUCGCGUACGUUAUGAUUGCCGCAGUCAUAUGGGUUGCAGAUCUAGGCAUUAUGAUUCUGGUUGAUUUUUGUUUCUUGGAGCUAAACUGGGCUCCAACGAAGUCUGCCUCCUAUUUGUUCUAGUGAUAAUGUUAGCGAAAAUCCCUCUUGCCUUUGUAGAAGGAAUGCGUUUUAGAACCAUAGCCGACAAACGAUCGCGUUACGUCUGGGCUAUCAGCUUUUGGGAUGUGGACGCGGCGACGAAGAGCUUAACCCGACUUCGGGGGAGCAUCCCGUUCAUUGCUUCCAUUAUCGAUAUUGCACUAUUUCUUGCCUCAAUAUCUCUACUGGUUUAUCUGUUGCUGAAGGUUCAAAAGUGGGAAGGGCAGGGCAUAUGGCUCAUUGCCAUCACACCUCUGGUAGUAGAAUACGGGAUUCGAGUCCUAAUACACGUCUUCCUGCGAGCUCAAUGGUUCAUCAGCACCUUGGAAUUCCGUCAACAUCCUCGAUGGCUUUCUCCGUUUCUCAAAUUUUUCUCAUCAUCAGUGAUGGCUCAUGCAUUUAUAAGCCUUUAUCUUGUACCAGUAUCGGUUCUCAUGGUAGUCACGACCCCAGGCCUUGUUGUUUGGUUAGUAUGGACUGGGAUCUUGGCUGAGCUGUGGCGAGAUGGAGACUUGUUUGUGCUCCUGUUUUCCUCAUUUUUACUUCUUGUUUGUUUAUUAUUGUCGGUCCGUCCAUGGCAACUUUUAUUCUUUUACGCUUUUGUCGUGAUCAAAGAUAUCGCAGGGCGCGGGAAAAGGGCAUAUGUGGGUAGCAGAUUGCGAAACCCGGACCGAGAGAUUCAGAUUGUUUAAAAAACAUGUUCGACAUAUGCUAUGGAUUUAUCAACAAUUCCAUCGAAACCUAGAGUCUAGUUAGUUUCAAAUACUACCUUUAGCCCAAGUCUUUGUCAAUGUUGCCAUGCGCAUAU